AUGUCUUCCGCUGCCGCCAGCCCACAAUCAACCAUUCCCCCAAGCCAACGGAGACGUUCCCUCCUCGAGCUUUCCGAAAAGCUCCGAGAGCUGGCUAAUAUGCAGGUCCAGCCAGAAUCAGACAACAUAGGGAGCAUGCUUGAGUUUCGCGAUCUUAUUCACCAGCUCUGCCAGGAGGAACCGGCAGUUGCACAAGCCAUCGCUAUAGCAAUACGAGAAAACAUUCCAGACCUGGCUUCGCGACCACCCUCAAAACGAAAACAAAGACAAGAUCCGCCUUAUCGGCCGAGUCACGCGAUGCAGUCAGCUCCAAGGAAGAAGCGAUGUACUGCCGACCAAAACGCACUUGAAGAGCCUAUGACUCCGGAGAGUCCGAUACUAGAGAGCGAAAUUUCGGAAAAUGAGGAAACGUUAAGUUUCACGACUUGUCUUGACACCGAUGGGCUCAGACCCGUAUCUCAGCAUGGAAGCAAGGUAGACAUUUACUCGACGUCGCUUGCCAUGGAUGAAGAGAACACCGCAAGAAGCGACUGCAACACAAUGUCCAUAAGCAACACCAGGCAGCGAACAGAGUCGCCAUCCGUGUCUGAACAGGAUCCCAGCGAGAGUGUGUCCUUCCUGGAUACGGUCCACCAGAUGGUCGACAUCAUCCACCUGCUGAACAAGUAUCAAACCGAUCUGCCACGCACUGUCCAUCAAAGGAUCCUGCAGAGUCUUCACACCACUCAGGAGCCAGUCAUGGACUUAACUGCCCAUCAAUGGUCGGACGGGAGGAUGUGGAUGAAGGUGCUGGAGAGGGGAUCUGCCACCAAUCGGCGGUGUUCCGUACUCAACAUGCUGGAAUAUAUCGGCGCCUCGAAGUGGUACGACAGUCAGAUUGAACAUGCCAAGCGCACAGUCUAUACCAGAGAGAACAAACCUGUGGGUGAGAAGGGAGCAGCAACGCAUGUGCUGGACCGCAUCACAGAGUAUAGUUUGCUGAGUAGAAAGACCAUUACCAACCAGUGCUCGAGGGGGAAGAGAUUACGCGAGCUUGUUGAAAAGGUCGGACUAGGAAUUCUGAUUAGCCCUAAGAUUUGGGAGUAUACAAAGAGAAAGGGACAUCAGUUCAAUCAGCUGGUCCAAGACUUCCAAGCAGAUACUCAACUAUUGGCACUGUUUCGAAUCCUUACUCCACAGGUGGAGCAACUGGUCCACGAAGGCCGCACGAACCCGGAAGUGAUGUACGGAGCUUUAAGAGAGAACAAUCUGAUCUCUGAAAACGAAUUGCAAGAGAUGAAAGCAAAACAUCCAUCAGAAUCUGUGAGAUUCCCAUAUCCAGCUUCUGACUCCAUUUCCGCGGUCGCCUUGAACAAGGCGGUCGAUCGACUAACCAGUCAGGUCAGCACUCAAUUAUUCAAUAAGCGGAAACUAGAUGCAAACGACACGGUCUCAAUCAAUGGAAGUGUGGAACUCUCGAUCGAUUUAUUCGCGCGACUCCGGGCAGGACAAUGGCUCGAUUCUUGGGCCCUCAUGGCAGUCAUGCAUAUCUCAGACCGACCAGAUUUCGUCAGAUUUGGCGAGAGCAUUCCAUUGGACAGCAUCGGAAGACAUGGCCAGAUGCGGCUGAUCAAGCGACCUUUUCAAGGCUGGGCAGGAAAGAUCGCAAUGUUCUGGACAGAAGUAGAAGACAGCACGCCGCUUAUAUUAUACUGUCCCGUCAAUCAUAAAAAUUCACAUUUUACACUGCUCGAGAUCAACGACAGCGAAAAACCUAUUCGACAUUAUGACUCACAAGCACCACUGACCGCUAUGGAUGGCACGAAGAAGACAAGGGUUGCAGCUCUGGUCGAGGAUGAAUUUGGUGAUCUAGGAUACGAAUAUACCGAAGCGCCGACACCGCAACAGCGCGAUGGCUGGAGUUGUGGCGCUCGAGUGGUUUGGAGCUUCAGACGACUAGCCAAUGGAUUGGAUAUUGGGUCAUGGGAGACCGUGCUGAGCUCGGAGGACAUAAACAUGGAGAUCGUGAAUGGGCUCAAGGCAUCUGUAGAGUCGAAUGCUAUGCAGAAAUAUAGCCGAAGACGCAAACGUGAUAUUUAA
Messenger RNA from Talaromyces atroroseus, 2079 nucleotides. RefSeq lists its product as hypothetical. Gene Ontology annotation, biological process: proteolysis. Gene Ontology annotation, molecular function: cysteine-type peptidase activity. The record is from RefSeq and is a predicted model, not a curated record. NCBI's taxonomy places the organism in Eukaryota, Fungi, Ascomycota, Eurotiomycetes, Eurotiales, Trichocomaceae. Bases 1 to 2079 code for a protein of 692 amino acids. The transcript has 6 exons.